This is a messenger RNA of Leptosia nina, 255 nucleotides long. NCBI's taxonomy places the organism in Eukaryota, Metazoa, Arthropoda, Insecta, Lepidoptera, Pieridae. The record is from the annotation of a GenBank genome assembly.
AUGAGCUUGAACGAAAACAAUGAACAGAAUCCUUAUUCUGGUAAUUCACCGACAAUGAGUCUUGGCGAAAACCGGAAUGACACUUCGCACCCGCCCCGUGGGAACGGCUCCGCGCUCGUCUCUCUUGAUUGUCUGAUCGACUUGCUAAGGCGGGUGGCAGAUAACUCGCUUGGCUUUAGUGAUGUGGUUUUCGGAGCGAUCUCUCUUGUAGCUCAGCAACUGCCAUUUUUAGGCUUGAUAUAUCAAAUUGUAUAA